AUGACCUUUGACUCCAUUGUCCACGUUAUUACGCUACGCACAAUGAAGUGCAACGAAGCCAAGAGCAGUCAGACUCUAGAUUGCGCAGUCUGGUUCAUCUAUCGAUGCGGCUGUAGCGAGACGGCCACCUUCACAGACCACACACUGCCAGAGAACCCGCUACUUCGCGACGACUUUCCGGCAUCGCGCAUGCUUGUGUCACUGGAUCAGAGUCCAUGCCCGCUAGUCUCGAUAAGAACGACGCUGUUGGAGACCGAUGAUUGUCAUGACUGCUGGAGGUCCAGAAAAGCAGCAGAGGCAGGAGGACAUCGGCACGAAGGGGAAAUUUUCAGGCCGGACGGAUCGGUGCACAAUAGUCGCGAGAGCCCUGUCGAGUCCCCGUCACCAGGCGAAGAUGCACGCAUCCACGAAGCAGCGACUGUGCCAAAUGGAGGAUCUCGGAGAAAGAGGAUACCACUGGGCGAGGUCUGCAAGAACUUGAUUUCGAAAUCCACGGCAGACACAGACUCCUCGCUCCAGUGA
This is a messenger RNA of Microdochium trichocladiopsis, 522 nucleotides long. RefSeq lists its product as uncharacterized. The transcript has a single exon. The record is from RefSeq and is a predicted model, not a curated record. Bases 1 to 522 code for a protein of 173 amino acids. Lineage: Eukaryota; Fungi; Ascomycota; Sordariomycetes; Xylariales; Microdochiaceae.